Monosiga brevicollis MX1 is the source of this 672-nucleotide messenger RNA. RefSeq lists its product as uncharacterized. The record is from RefSeq and is a predicted model, not a curated record. Lineage: Eukaryota; Choanoflagellata; Craspedida; Salpingoecidae. Bases 1 to 444 code for a protein of 147 amino acids. The transcript is spliced from 4 exons.
AUGCCCCCUCCGACCACGCAACCCCGUGGCAAGAAAGCCAAGGCUCCUGCCUCCUCCUCCUCCUCAAAUGCCUUUAUUACGCCAGCCGCCAACUCGGCCAGCGCUCGUAUCACGCAAGCUACGCCAGCCAUGGAUCCCCGCUUGCCAACCACACCCUUUCUGCGUUCAGCUCGCAAGGGUGAAUGUCUGGUGUCGGAGAAUGGCUCACCCGUCAUGCUGGAUUCAGACGGCGUGCAUGUGCGGGCCUCUUCCUCGCGCGGAACACGUGAUACCAUUAUUACGGUGCCUCUGGACAACGGCAAAGCCAUUGAACUCAGCGCGGAUGCACUGCAAAACGCGGACGGCCCCUCCAAGAUGCUCUCCAAGAAACAAAAAGCAGCGGCCAAAAGCUAUCUGACUUCGCUCCAGGAACAAGUCGGGGCCUUGCUCCAACAACUCAUGUAACCUCUCUUGGGUCCGACCCAACCUGUUUGUGCUCGUAUCCCUGUAUUUUGUGGUCAUCUUUAGCUCUGGCUCGGCCACGGCGCACACAUGUGGCCGCCACCCCGAGCCGAUUUACCCCCCUCACCUGCUCGAGGACAGAAAGAACCUUUUUCUUUGCGUGUGUGUGUGUGUUUUUUUAUGAUUGACAUGUGUCUUCGCCAUCUUUUUCAUGCCCGUGUUGCUCGAUCG